Messenger RNA from Mytilinidion resinicola, 901 nucleotides. RefSeq lists its product as uncharacterized. The coding region runs from base 168 to 494 and encodes 108 amino acids. The record is from RefSeq and is a predicted model, not a curated record. The transcript is spliced from 3 exons. Lineage: Eukaryota; Fungi; Ascomycota; Dothideomycetes; Mytilinidiales; Mytilinidiaceae.
CUUAGAGACCACCCAAAGACCACGUUGCGAUUUCCCGACGCCCAUCCUUUAGCGAGCUCUGCUGCUUGCCAUCGACUUCUAUUGCCAGCUGUUAGGAGGACAAUUCCUGUUGCCUGAGUGCGCUGGCGAUGUUGCAUUCCCGGGUCGUCGUCGCCGGCGCGAGGGCAAUGCGGAUGGGGGUUGCGCCGCAGCUUAUGGGGCUGCGGAGGGGAGGGGGAGUAGGCGGAAAGAGGGGAUACGUGGACUAUCAGCCCCCGAAUAAACCGGAGGGGAAGAGUCAGACGGAGAGGAAUGCGCAUCGCGCUUUCUAUUCCACCUUCGGCUCACCGAUCCUAAAAACCUUUCUCGGCGCGCUGUUCACGUAUCAAUUGAUAUACUGGGGCUGGAUGAAGCUGGAGAGCUUGGAUAUCAAGGACGAGAAGAAUGAAGAAAUAUCGAAACUCGAGGAUGAGCUAAGGGCAUUGACGGAAAAGAAGCCAGCAGAGAAGGCAUAGGCGAUGUGGCUUGGCUGUGUUGUUGAUCAGUUCUGAACAGUUGCCCACGUUGGAAAGAAGCGGAUCCGGUUUCAAUAUGGACCGAACCUUUCCAAGGCGCUCAAACGGAUGACCAUAAUUGGUCGCUGAUGUAGCUGGGGAUUCUUUGCCCUGACGCCCGUCACAGUACGGAUAUCGUCCGCCGGGACGACUACGAUAUCUAUCGUAGCGCGAGCAAAUGCGCAUAGAAGACGGCUCACGCAACUGCGAGAUUCCCUACCGACCGCGCCUGUCAUGCUAUCCUAGUGCACUACACACGUAAUUGGCACACUAGAAGGAAGCAGAAUGGGCGGAUCACAAUAUGUAUAACACUCGUGUUUGCAAUUACGAGAUCAUAAUUCAGACUUUGACAGCACAGAAUCUGUGAG